Messenger RNA from Thunnus maccoyii (southern bluefin tuna), 1454 nucleotides. RefSeq names its product transmembrane protein 106A (gene tmem106a). The record is from RefSeq and is a predicted model, not a curated record. Lineage: Eukaryota; Metazoa; Chordata; Actinopteri; Scombriformes; Scombridae. Bases 214 to 948 code for a protein of 244 amino acids. The transcript has 8 exons.
UGACUUGUCACUUGAAAAAGCAGGAAGUGAUCCUCCCACUCAGUUUUGUUUUUACAGAGACUUGAAGUAGUCUGUUGGUGAUCUUAAUGAAGCUUUUCUAAAAACUUAAACUAUAGUAGAAGAAAUCAACAGCAGUGCAGCAGUUUAGUCUUCACACUGGGUGAUAUUUGGAGUUAAAGCUGAAGUCAGUGAGACUGGACUUGAGAAAGAGUCAUGGUUACACCAGGGCACAACGUCAAAACCACAGAGGGUCCUGAUCUGACAAAAGAGAUGGAAAAGGCGAAAACCCUGAAGCAUUUCCCUUCAUAUGGUGCCAUGAAUGGAAACGGACACUCUGGAGACACCUGCCCCACUUGUCGUGGCACCGGGAGAAUUCCAAGAGGUCAGCAAGACCAGCUAGUUGCUGUAAUACCAUGUAACGAUAUAAGGCUGAAACCCAGACGCACGAAGCUCUACGUGUGCGUCUCCAUGGCUGUGUGUCUCUUUCUUUGCUGUCUGAUCCUCUUCUUCCUCUUCCCCCGGAGUGUCACCCUGACGCCUGUGUCUGUGCUGUCAGUCAUGGUCUACUUCACCCCAGAUGCGGUUGAAAUGGAGGUCACGAAUCUCCUCAACAUCACCAACGAGAACUUCGUCCCGGUCCAGAUUGUUGAUUUUAACGUUCAAGGUCUGGUCUCUGAGAUAGUUGUGGGUAAGACCAAGAUAUCGAAUAUGACCGCCCUCCAACCACGCUCACAGAAAUCGUACACCAUUAAAAUCGACCUGCCUAUUACAGAUAAAGGAUUAAACUCUUACUGCAAGUCAACCUCUAUCAAGAUUCACACGUUAUUUCUGGAGCUGCAAAUGACAAUGAAUAUCUCGUAUCUCUCUCACACGGAGCAGCUGUCUCUGGACACCUUUGAGUAUAUUGACUGUGGCACCAAUUCAACGAUCCCACAUCCUGUGAGAUGAUGAAAUCUAAAUGAAAAACAUCAAAGUGGGAUUGUGAAAUAAUGAAUAUUCUGGCAGCACAGCGCCCUCAUCUCUUUUGUAUGGGCUGUGAAUGAUAACUACUGUGGAAAUGCAUUUUAUCUUAUUCUGUAUGUGGUUUUAGCAUACCGUAUAAUCAAUCACUACAUUGUUAUAAUUAAAAACAAUACAGACGCUUCUAAGACACUUUAAAUAUACAUCUUAGUGUGGAUGCUUUCUGCUCUUAUUUGAUCUGCCUGUAAAUCUGUAUUGUAAGCAAAGUGGUCUCAGAAUUGUUUGAAACAAGCACAAUUCCUAAAAUGCUAAGUAUGAGAACUGUGUAUUUACAUUUUAGGACAUGUAUAUUUCAUUAAAAAGGGACUAAUUUCACAGUAUUUUUUGGAAACAGCUUAUUUUUUGUCAGGAUGCCUGAUAUUGUGUAAACAGGAUGUUGAUCUCUGAUGAUCUUGUCUUUUGUAAUUUGCACUUUAUUAAACAUUUAAGGUUCA